This is a messenger RNA of Symbiodinium natans, 714 nucleotides long. NCBI's taxonomy places the organism in Eukaryota, Dinophyceae, Suessiales, Symbiodiniaceae. The record is from the annotation of a GenBank genome assembly.
AUGUCUGUGACGGAGUUAGAGGCGCAGAUGAUGUCUGCGGAGUCCGAUCGCCACGCGCAAGCUCGGCUCCAUCAUGACCGGCCACCGGGGCCUCCGAAGAUGAGCUUGAGCACCACUCCGAACCUAGGCCGAUGCCUGGUUUGGGAAGAGGUCCCGCUCCCGGCCGCGCUGGCUUCGCGCGAGCCACCGCGCGAUGCGCGCGAGGUGGCCUCGUUCCCCCCGGAGGCACCUCCACCCGCUCGCGGGCUAGCGGAGCAGUUGGAGACCCUUCACCACGAGGAGCCUGGGGAAGGCAUUCCCAAUGCAGUGGCGCCAGCGCCAGCGAUCAUCUUCCCCUUCACAGUCAAGCACCGAGAAGCCAUCCUCUCCGACCAGUCUUCGGAAUCCUACGUCAAGCCGUUUCUGCAGACAGCGGGCCGACAGCACGCAGGCCUCAUGACGACCAGCGAUAAGGAGCUGAUUGUUCGCAUUCAAUUGAAUCAGAUGGCUGCCAUUGGGGAGCAGAGCCAGCAGAAGCCCUAUCAGCCCCGGAGGGGACUUGGACCUCCCGACCGGGAGUUGGAUGGAGGGACAGGCGACUUUCCAUCGGCUGCUCAGGUGCCACAAGAACUUGCACCGGAGUUGCUUCCUCCAGACCCAUUUCCGUAUGCGGAUGUGCCGGGAGCCGGCUUGGAGACGGGACCUGACGCUGCAUCUAGCCAGUCCGGCGCCUGA